Oncorhynchus tshawytscha (Chinook salmon) is the source of this 7436-nucleotide messenger RNA. RefSeq names its product zinc finger and SCAN domain-containing protein 12-like. NCBI's taxonomy places the organism in Eukaryota, Metazoa, Chordata, Actinopteri, Salmoniformes, Salmonidae. The transcript has 6 exons. Gene Ontology annotation, biological process: regulation of transcription by RNA polymerase II. Bases 3922 to 5727 code for a protein of 601 amino acids. Gene Ontology annotation, molecular function: RNA polymerase II cis-regulatory region sequence-specific DNA binding; DNA-binding transcription factor activity. The record is from RefSeq and is a predicted model, not a curated record.
AGACAAUAGAAGACAGACCAGAGACCAUUGAUCUGCUGAGUGGACUAAAGAUGGGGGAGCAAGGUUGUUGGCUGGAGGCUAACAGAGGAGACUGGGUGGCCAUAUUGGAUUCCCAGACCCAGAUGGGUGCAGCCAAGGCCUCGGGGGACGACACCAGAGGCAACAUAUUGGAGUGUGCAGUCCAUGAGGACCUGCUGAAAUCUGGUGUUGCUGGCGGGAGAGACUGGACCUCUGAAGCAGCUGGUCACAAACCCUGGCCCCGGAUCAGAACCCUGGAUCAGGAGCCGUCACUCUUCCUUCCCGAGUCAGAACCAGAACCGAACCACGUGGGACAGAGACUCCAGCACCACACAGAGCACAACCAGUGGACAGGUGGACUGAACAACCUCAGUCCUGGUGGUCAUCAGAGAGACAGAGGCUCCAGUCAGGGAUCCAGUCCACAGCCCAGACCCUUCUCUUCACAGUCUCAGUGCAGGGAUGGAGCAGGACCUGGGCCUGAUAGAGAUAGACCCUCCUGUUCCUAUGAUACAAACACCACAGUAUCCAUGAUGAACAGAGCAGGUCACCCUGCACUUCAGCCUUCACAGAGAGUGGUGGGAGACUCUCAUGGUGGUAGUCUAUCAGGAAGUCUGUCUUCUCCUUCAGGGUCUUGUCUAAUGACUAGUGACUGGAUUCAUAGAAAGCCUGGACCUGGGUCUAGCCUUCCUCAGUUACCUCAUGGUUACCCCACCAAUACAGACAGGGCCAGGAUGGGUGGUCACCACGAGAGGUACCUAGCCUAUAACACAGCACACAAUCCCAACAACACACAAACAAUGGCUAGAGGUCAAGGAGGGAGCUCAAAGACUAACCACCUGACGGUGGUGGCACCUGCUUCUACCUCCUCUGGUGUCAUUGGGUCACAACGUGGGAGGCCGAGCAUUAGGACGGACGCUGAAAAGCCGUAUGCCUGCCCCACGUGUGGGAAGCGCUUCGCUAAGACAAAAUAUAUCAAGCAGCACCAGACCGUUCACACCAAGGAGAGGCCCUUCAAGUGCAAACUAUGUUACAAGAGCUUCUCCUUCCAGAGUAACCUUAUCAAACAUAGGAGUGUCCACAAUGGGGAGAAAUCGUAGCACUGUGGCUUGAGACGUACACAGGGGAGAUCUGGGAACAAUUCUUUUGCUGACAUAUUAUAGUCAUCUUGUGAAGUGUCUCAUAGAGAGGGUUUUUUGGAAUACUAAGUCCCUCAGUUGAGCAUCUGGGUACGCUCACAUUCUCACAUGAUACAGACUUGUUGUUUGGUGUGCUGGCACAGUAAAUCCAUUUUGAAUUCACUCACUUUUUGAAAGCAUCCGUUAUGAUUUAAACAAAACUUUCCAUACAUGUUUGCCCAUGGAAGAAGUUGUCAGAAAGUGACGUGAACUCCAAUGUUGCAGCUUGGACCCUAUUUCACAUUAUCUGAAGUUUGUGUUGUGCCCCGCCAUCAGUUGAGACACAACAUGCUCUUGAAUACAGAGUGGGUGUCAUUUCAAUCAUAGAAAUAUGACUCAUAGAACGCUUUUGUGGAGCGAUGGGUAACGAUGCUUCGUGGGUGACUGUUGUUGAUGUGUGCAGAUGGUCCCUGGUUCGCGCCCGGGUAUGGGCGAGGGGACGGUCUAAAGUUAUACUGUUACAUGCGCAUAAAGUAUGUGCAGAUGUAAUACCAGAGGAAGUAGGUGGAGUGGUUGGUGCCCUUUGACUGACCCGUAUGGUGGAUUGAGUGAAGAAACUUCAUCCACACUUUUGUUUACAGCCAAGGCAUUGGGGCAGCAGGGUAGCCUAGUGGUUGGAGUGUUGGACUAGCAACCGAAAGGUUGCAAGCUCAAAUCCCCAAGCUGACAGAAGCUGUCGUUUUGCCCCCGAACAGGCAGUUAACCCACCGUUCCUAGGCCGUCAUUGAAAAUAAGAAUUUGUUCAUAACUGACUUGCCUAGUUAAAUAAAAAUUGCAAUAAAUCCAGGUAAAGGAUGUUCUGCCCUCACAGGCCCCCGAGCCUGUUUAGUAGGGGUGUGACUUGAAUUGGAAUGUGACUGACAGAGUGUGAUGGGUUUUUUCAGGGGUGGACUGGGACAAGAAUUCGGGCCUGGCAUUUUAUCCACACCAGCCCACAUCACAGUGUGCGCCGCCAACUCAUUUUCCACUGGUGUCACUAACUUUUACAGUUGGUGACACCAGCCCAUGAUAUGGUCGAACCCAAAUGUCCAAAUCAUGAGUUACCAUCUAAUCAAGUUAUUCAUAGUGCAAUAAAAAACACAUUUCACCGUUUUAUUUCCAAAAUCGGGUCACCUUAAUUGACAAUAUAGCAAAUAUAGUAAAUUUGUCAACCCAAAAUUCAUGACAAUCACUGGAUUAGGUUGCACAUCAAAAUAUAAUAUAUUCAAACAUAAGUCCAAGCAGGAAUGUAUGAGUUCAUGAUAUUUUGAUAUGCAUCCUAAUCCAGCCAUUGUCAUGAGUUUUGACUUUGAAUGUGUGUUUGUGUGACCUCAGCUCAGCCUAUCAGAAAACUGGGCCGGCAAUCCUGAUAGGUCCAGCCAUUGCCCACUGAUCAGCCAAAGGCUCAUUAGCAAAAAUCAUUAAUAAAGGCUCAUGGGCCACCGGCCAUGUCAUCUUACUCUUUUUGUAUAUAGAAAAAUAAAACAAUAAGUUGUGUGUGUGAAUUUCGACCAGCCCACCCAACAAAGAAAUUCUCUAGCCCAUCUGGCAUUUGACAGAUGGCCAAGCUGCCUCUGGGUUUUUGAAUGAUUUUAUUUUUGUUCCCCCUUUCCUACGAUAUUCCUGCAAAAAAUAUAUAGUUUACCACCCAUACAGUAGGUGGCGGCAUGCACCUCAAACGAUUGUUUGCCGACGACCACAAUACCAUAGAAGAAGGAUACUUAGAUAUUCUUGCCUGUUUCAUGUUCAGGGCUAGAAGGGAUCCAGCUUUUUGUAGCAGGUUAGGAGAAUUUACGAAGCAGGUUAGGAAAAGGGUUGGGGUUAGCUAAAAUGAACAAAAAAUAUAUUUUGAUCUUCAUUUGACAAAACUGGAUCUCAUCUAGAUACCAACCAUUCAUAGGGUUGUUACUAGACGAGGUACAGCUACGGACGAUAUUUACCAUUGAACUACUGCGAGAGUUUGGAUGUACGUUUUGAAGCCUGAUAAAUCGGCUUCUUCUUAUACGUCAGUGGUCGGAUAUCACUUUUGCUAUGGCAAUAGCAGCUAGAGGCAGGAGAGCAAUGCGCAGAUAACGGGUGGUCAAUAUGGAGUUUAUUUGAAAAUACCACAUUUAGGCUGUAUUGGCAUUUGGAAGGACAAAUUGGCUUGGUUAUAUUGUUAUUGUAUCUGUGCGCUGAUACAUUGUAGUUAAUUUAUUAACAUAUUUCCGCAGACCUUAUUUUCGGCCCCUAUCCUUUCCCCAUUCAGUUUUUCCAUAGAGACGGCUGAAAGAACCAGAGGUAGCUUAUUUUCGGGUUUUAGGACUACACAUUUUUUAAAUUAACAACAAAUCAAUACAUAAAGCACACGAGGGAACACAAGCAUACAUAGAUUACAAACAAUGGACAAUCGAGCUAGGGGUAGGCUUUAGGACUACAAAUCUAAGCGAUAUCCGACUCCGAUUCGUCAUCAGUCCAAACUCUCGCGGUAGUUCAAUGGUACAUCUCGUCCGUAGCUGUACUCCAUCUAGUCACAACCGUUUCACAGCGGUACCGAGAACAGUUUCCACGUUAUCGUUUUUAUUGUUUAGACAUUUAUUAACACCAAGGAACUGAAUCAUAUGACUCAUUUAACGGCACAGCAUCACGUACAUACACCAGGUAGUAUUUAAUUCGUAUUGGAGACGGGAGCUGGUUGAUAGCAGCUAACUAGCGUUACACCCCCCCCACCCCCCCAAAAAGAACUAGCGUUACCUAGAUACAUCUAACAAUGGCUAACUGUGUGGGUUUUCACACUCAAAUAGCCUCCAUCAUGGAGGUGCUAGCGAAUGCAGCAGUGGCAGAGAUCUGUAAACUCGUAGACGACGACUAUGCAGUGUUUCGUUUAGAAAUAACUCAAAGCCAGAAAGAAAACAGGGGAUUGCGGAGGAAACUACAGCUACAGGAACUGAAGGUGGCACGGGAGCGUGCAGAGAGGACAAUACGAGAGCGCGUCCUCGCCAGUCGUCCCAGUAGUGUCAAGAUGCUUGACGGAUACAGAGGAAUGGCAAGAGGUGAUGGACAUCUCACUGGAGGCCAUAGGAGCUUUCUGAAGCCAGCGGGACACAAUACAUGGAAAGAUGAACAACCAAUCACUGUUGAUGAGGGGAGUGGAACCUCAACCCAGCACAUUAUUGUGAUAGAGGCUUGGGGCUUGCUGUCAACACGAGAUGCACCUCCCAUUCCAUCUCUCUCUCUCUCUCUCAAAAAAACCCAAAUUGAUUCAAAGCUGAUCAAUCAGUCUGUAGAUACAGAGGCUGCAGGUCCUGAAGGAUCGUCUCUGGUCAAGCAGGAGAAGACUGAAGGUGAGGAGGACCAACAGCACAGCAGAGACAUCCAGACUGGAGCGGCUGUAGCCACAGAGGACCCCACCAACGCCCCAGCACAGCCCAGGACUCGACGCAGCAUCAUGGAGGUCAGUGGAACGCUGAACUCCGUCCUCAAUUCCGAGACAGAUACCAAGACUUUAACUGUAACACACAGGCUUUUACACACAGGAUCUGACCACAGAUCAGACCCAAAGAGACUUGGGCUGUGGAAACUGGGCAGUCCUCCUGCUCCCGGCUCAGACUAUGUACCGGUAUUUCACCAGAACGAGAGGACAGUUCAUUCCCGUGAGGAUGGUGAUGGUGAUGCGUUACACACUGGCGGUGAUGAUCCGUCUUGUUCUUACGCUACAGAGAUGGACCCUGGCAACAUGCCCUUGGGUUUAGAGACACAGACUGAUCUGUCUAGAGGGGACUGGAACCAGUACAGUAGUAGUAUAUACUCUGAAGGGUGCCAAGAUAAGAAAGUGGAGGGUCUGGUUGUAGAGGAAGUGACUGUGAAAGUGGAGGGCGACAUUUCUCCCACAUGGAAUGCAGAUAGUCACUUAGGAGACGGACACUCACAGGGAAGAUAUUUCUUAGAUUACAGGGAAAGCUUAGAGAAAAAUCCAAAUGUCACAACCCACUCGCCUUCAUACGCGUUCGGGGACCGUGACCCAGUGUCCACGUCGAUGGGGCCUUCCGAUUCACACAGCCGCAUCCUUCUCGAUCAGGUAUUGCACUCAAACGACAGUGCUAGAGCCCAGGCUCGGGGAGGGGGAGAAACCUCAGACAAUAGUAAAGAGAAACGGUUCCUCUGCAUGUUCUGUAACAAAGGCUUCAGCAGCCCUCAGAGUGUGGAGAUCCACCAGAGGGUCCACAGAGGGGUUAAACCCUUCAACUGUACCCAGUGUCACAUGCGCUUCAGCCAAUCUAGUGACCUGAAGAGGCACCAGAGGGUCCACAGAGGGGUGAAACCCUUCAGCUGUACCCAGUGUCUAAUGCGCUUCACCCAGUCUAGUGACCUGAAGAGGCAUCAAAGGGUCCAUACAGGGGAGAAACCCUUCAGUUGCCCCCAGUGUGACAUGCGCUUCACCCAGGCUGGCAGCCUGAAGAGGCACCUGAAGGUCCACACAGGAGAAAGGCCGUUCGCCUGUCCGCACUGCGGGAAGAGGUUCUCAGAGAGGAGAUACCUCAGGAUACAUCAGCAGAAAAACCAUUCCACUCUAUAAACUAGAAACCAUUCCAUGUUAUAGCGUAUUACGUUUAGAUCAAACCCUGCGUUGUUGUCAGCAGAAAAGAUCCACAGAUGCAUUUGGAGUAGCGAAAGUAACACAUUUCAGUGUUGAAUAUUCCUGUUUUGAAUAUUUCAUCUGACAACUUGAAUGAAAAAUUUGUGAGGAUGGUAGUGGCCUAUAUUGCCACUCCUAUUUGCUAUCUCUUCAGUAUAAGCCUACAAGCCACUCAGGCGUGGAGGGAAGCAAAAGUCAUUCCGCUACCCAAGAAUAGCAAAGCACCCUUUACAAACUCAAACAGCCAACCAAUCAACCUGCUAACAACCCUUAGUAAACUUCUUGAAAAAAAAUGGUGUUUUACCAGAUACAAUGCUAUUUCACAAUAAACAUAUUAACAACUGACUUUCAGCCUGCUUAUAGGGAAGAGCACUCAACAUGUACGGGACAUACACAAUGAUGAUUGGCUGGAAGAAAUUGAUAAUAAGAAGCUUAUGGGAGAUGUUUUGUUAGACUUCAGUGCAGCUUUUGACAUUAUCGAUCAUAAUUUGCUGCUGGAAAAAUGCAUGUUAUGUCUUUACGUGCCCAUUUUUACCACAUUCUUGCCAGCAUACGCCUUUUAUACCUCCUAUGCGCAUGCCAGAAUACAGGUGACGAGUGGCAGUAGUGGUGUGCAGAUGCUGGUGGGCGUUUAUUUGAAUAAAUCCAUUGAAUAUACACUUUCAAAAAUAUAUACUUUAUUUUUUUUUGUCAGGCAGGUCCUAAGAAACAUAAGACUAAUAAUGUAUUUUCAAAGGGAUAGAAUAGGCCUAGCAUAGAGUUUAAUGAUGUUAUGUACAAAUGAAUGAAGUCAAUAGUUCAUUAUUUUGUUCAUUAAACCCACGACACACACCUACCCCAUUCAGUCAACACGCUUGUAUUUUAUAGUAAGAAUAAAUACAUUUUCCGACACAACCACUGUCAUAUAAAAAAGUGGUAUUCUGAAAUAGAAGCACGUGCUUUUUUGAUCCUUUUUUGAUCCACAUUUCAUCUAUUUCCUACCCUCAAUCCACUUUGUUAGGGAGCAGAAAAUAAGAGUCGAGUUCAUAUUUCACAAUCUCCGCAGGCUUUUGGAGUUGCCUUUACGCGAUCGAGCAAAAUAGUAGGUCUACGCUUGCUACAUUAUAGCAUUCAAUAUGUUUCUGAUUUGCUCAGCCAGAAACCAAUUAACCAAAUAGCCUGAGACAAAUCCGUGAAGUCAGGAUUAGGCGUAGGCUACUAAGCAACUGCGAGUGAAGGGCAAAAUAAUCCACUUGUUAAACUGCAUUGGCCUAUAUUACAUGCUGACACAAUGUUCUAACAAAUGAGCCAACUAUACAACAUGAUCAUGAGCAGCACUCACCUCAACUUAGCUAACAUUUCCCCAGGUGACAUCAAUAAGGGACCAUAACUUUCACCUGGUCAGUCUAUGCCAUAGACAGAGCAGGUGUUCCUAAAGUUUUGUACACUAUGUAUAAGCCACUUAAGCCUAAAAAGUCUGUCAUAUUGUAUUUGUACUGUGUAGGCUAUAUGAUGUUCGCAAAUGCCUGUUUCAUUACUUUACUUCAACUACUUUGUUUGUCCCCAAGACGCUUUCAAUUAGAAAAUUAAUGCAGUUCAUGUGUAUGUGUGGUUUUCAUAUGAUUUAUUUAAAACUUGUUUAAUAAACACAAUGUGACUUUUCAUUCUAA